AGUGAAGAAAAAAAAUGUGCAAAUCAUAAAUCUACAAAGAAAAGAAAAGACCAAAAUUAGUGCUAUUCAUUUCCCUCCAAAAUCGUAUUUUAUUCUUAAAGAAACCCUUUCAAAUUCUACCCUAUCCAAGAAGCAGUUGAGAGACGUUUCCAGAGUACCACAAAAAAACGCUUUCAAAAUAACUCCCCCUCUCCUCCACUCAAUUACACUACUUCUCCAGGGUUUCAAUUCUCUGUCAGUCUGUUUGUAACCUGCAACUUUAGAUGGAUUCUGCAUUUCAUUACGGCCCGAUCUCUGUCAAACUGUGGCCUCUUAGUCCAAGCACAAGGCUAAUGCUUGUUGAGCGAAUGACCAAGAAUCUUACGACACCAUCUGUCCUAUCUAGAAAAUAUGGUCUGCUGGGCAAAGAAGAAGCUGAAGAAAUUUCCAAGAAGAUUGAAGAAUUGGCUUAUGCUUCUGCUAAACUACACUUUGAGAAGGAGCCCGAUGGUGAUGGAAGUUUAGCUGUACAACGUUAUGCUAAAGAGUCUAGUAAACUUAUGAUUGAAGCAGUCAGAAGAGGGCCACUAAAGGCAAAGGAAGACGGAUCAGUAAUAACUGAGAAAGGUACGACAACUCAUGAUACUGUAUUUGAUAUAUCUGGAGGUUCCCGGGCCUUUAUCAAUGCAGAGGAAGCUGAAAGGUUGCUAGAACCACUGAGUAGGCAAGGAAAUAAGUAUACAAAGAUUUGUUUCAGCAAUCGUAGUUUUGGGUCAGAUUCUGCUCGUGUUGCUCAAGCCUUUUUGUCAGCUCUCAAGGAUCAACUGAAAGAAGUCGAUUUAUCAGAUUUUGUUGCAGGAAGACCAGAGGACGAAGCUAUUGAAGUCAUGAAAAUGUUUUCAUCUGUCCUGGAUGGUUGUGAACUAAGGUAUCUGAACUUAUCUGAUAAUGCAUUGGGAGAAAAGGGUGUAAGGGCAUUUGAGAGCCUCUUGAAGUCGCAGCGUAACUUGGAGGAGCUUUAUCUUAUAAAUAAUGGUAUUUCAGAAGCUGCUGCACAAGCUGUAUGUGAAUUGAUACCUUCCACUGAGAAACUAAAGGUGCUUCAGUUUCAUAACAACAUGACAGGGGAUGAAGGCGCAAUUGCCAUCUCAGAACUUGUGAAACAUUCUCCUGCAUUAGAAAAUUUCCGCUGUUCUUCCACGAGGGUUGCCUCUGAAGGGGGAGUUGCUUUGGCUGAAGCACUUGGAACUUGUAACAAUCUGAAGAAGCUUGAUUUACGUGACAAUAUGUUUGGUAUAGAAUCCGGAGUUGCUUUAAGUAAAGCACUCCCCGGAUGUCCUAAUCUUAGUGAACUUAACCUCAGCUACCUCAAUCUAGCAGAUGAAGGUUGCAUAGCUCUUGCUAAUGCUCUCAGGGAGUCUGCUACUUUACUCAAAGUUCUAGAGAUGUCUGGAAACGAGAUUACUGCCAAAGCAGCUCCCGCUCUGUCAAGCCUAAUAACUUCACAACGUUUGCUACUCAAACUAAACUUGUCUGAAAAUGAAUUGAAGGACGAGGGUGCUAUUCAAAUUGCAAAUGCUCUGGAGCAGGGUUGUGCACACUUAAACGAAGUUGAUCUGAGCACAAACCUAAUUAGAAGGGCCGGUGCCAGAGUUUUGGCUCAGACAGUUAUAGCCAAACCAGGGUUUAAGCUGCUUAACAUUGAUGGCAAUUUCAUUUCUGAUGAAGGUAUUGAUGAGAUCAAGGAUAUGUUUAAAAGCUCUUCCGCUAUGCUGGCUCCAUUGGAUGAUAACGACCCUGAAGGAGAAGAUCAUCAGGACUCUGAGGAAGACGGUGAUGAAAAUGAACUUGAAUCCCAACUCAAGCGCCUUGAAAUCAAACACGGGUAGUUCCAGCACAUUAUCCAUAUCAGCAUUAUCUCCUCUAUGUGCUGUUCUAGAUUCCAGUCUGCAUACUUACAUAAGCUAGUACCAGAUUAUGCAACAUAGCUGUAACAAACUCUUUUACAACUAGAUUAGGACCUAAAGUUUAGCUUUCUAGUUCCCAGGACUUCGAUUUAUUCUUGAAUAUGCUCGUUCAUGAUUUAUUGUAGCCACAUAUUCGAGCUAGCUUAAAUUUCAUUGUUUUUUAUCCCCGCAAAAUUCUCCUUGUUGAUGCUAUCUAGUA
Daucus carota subsp. sativus is the source of this 2145-nucleotide messenger RNA. Its product is annotated as RAN GTPase-activating protein 1. NCBI's taxonomy places the organism in Eukaryota, Viridiplantae, Streptophyta, Magnoliopsida, Apiales, Apiaceae. The transcript is spliced from 2 exons. Gene Ontology annotation, molecular function: protein binding; GTPase activator activity. The coding region runs from base 264 to 1868 and encodes 534 amino acids. The record is from RefSeq and is a predicted model, not a curated record.